Messenger RNA from Ochotona princeps (American pika), 1855 nucleotides. RefSeq names its product protein EOLA1-like. The transcript has 2 exons. Lineage: Eukaryota; Metazoa; Chordata; Mammalia; Lagomorpha; Ochotonidae. The record is from RefSeq and is a predicted model, not a curated record. The coding region runs from base 1037 to 1633 and encodes 198 amino acids.
GGGUGGAGCGCUGGGGAGGGGGCUGCUGGCCCAGUGAAGAAGAUGGUGAUGAUGAGAGUUGCCACCUUGGGUGAGUGUCUGAUCAGAGGCCAGGUCCUGCCUGGGGGCUCUCAGUGCCUGGUCUCCGUCCUCCCAGCCACGUGCAAACCGAGGCUGCCAGCGAUCUGGUGCUCGGGCUGAGGUUUGGGCUUCCAGCUCGUGGUUCCCUGUCCCUGAGGACUGCUGCUGCCUUUGCUGCACGGUACUGCCUGCUGCUCAGAGCGAGCUGAUGCCGUGCCAAGGGACGCGCGGAAGCAGCAAGGACCAAGGUGUGGCAGUGUGAAAGCAGGGCCCAGGUGGCUGUGCUGUCACUCCUCAGCCCCGAGGGGCCUGGGAGCAGAUCCUGCUGUGCAAGGCAAGGGUUGAACUGCAGGAUCACAGGCCCGGGGCUGGCUCUAGCAGAGGCACACUCACUGGGGGCCCCUCCUCUCGCUCACUAUUCCUUUCUCAGCUGCACCCGUGGGGCAGGUCCUUGAGGGCUGGUGGGAUCAGGAGGCCCACCUGGUGGCAGCCAUCGGAGAUGUGUGCUGAGCUGGGCUCCCAAGGCUUUGUCCUCAGCAGCCCUGGGGGUGGGGGGGAGCCGAGCAGAACCAGGCCGACCUUGUGGUGGGGCAGCGGUGCCUGGGAGCUGAGCGCAUUGGCAAGGGUGGGGGGCGGGAAGAGAAGCAGAACCCAGCAUGGCGCCUCUGCGGGGAGAGGCGGUGGCUGCAGUGCCUGCCCCCGUUGGCUGUGCAGCCCCAACCCUCACGCAACCAAGGGGGCCUGCCUUCCUCUGCGGUCCCUUGAGCUUGGUGACCCCAGUUGUAGCAUUCACCACGCGCCAUCAUUGCUGGACCUUUCCUGUGCUGCCCUGUUCCCCAAGCUCCCCAGAGGCCCCGUCUGGUGGAGCUGCGUGAGCCCAGGCUCUUGUUCCGUGCCUGCACGAUGCGGGCCCUCCGUGAGUAAGUGAUGGCCAGUGGAAGGCGGCAAGCCGUGAGGUCAGUGCGGCUUGGUGACCAUGUCUCAGGGGAGGCGUGGAGGAACGGUCAGGCUCCCUGGCUGCGAAAAUGGAGGGCUGGCAUGUGAUUCUGUGUUUCCGCAGGCCCCCCACCCCCAGGGCCCUGGGAGCUGGCGAGAGAUGAAGUUUGGCUGCCUCUCCUUCCGACAGCCUUAUGCGGGCUUUGUGUUAAACGGAGUCAAGACUGUGGAGACGCGGUGGCGUCCUCUGCUUAGCGGCCACCGGAACCGUACCAUCGCCGUCCACAUCGCCCACCGGGACUGGGAAGACGUGGCCUGGCAGGAACUGCUGGUGGAAAGACUCGGGAUGACUCCCGCCCAGAUCCAGGCCUUGCUUCAGGAAGGAGAGAGGUUCGGCCGGGGAGUGGUAGCCGGGCUCGUUGACAUUGGGGAGACAUGGCAGUGCCCCGAGGACUUGGCUCCUCAGGAGGUUGUGGAACUGGAAAGCCAGGCUCUCCUGACCAACCUCCAGCAGAAGUACCUGACAGCCAUCUCCAACCCCAGGUGGCUGCUGCGGCCCGUCCCUUGGCCAGGAGGGAAGGAUGUGUUCCAGGUGGACCUCCCGGAGCACCUGAUCCCUCCGGGACACAAGGCGUGAUGAGCGUGCAGCCCUCAGGGGAGCGUCGCUGACGGGGCAGCUCAGCAGCCUGGUACGGGUUCCUAGCAGUAAGAUCAAGUCAGAGUUGCCACUGCGGAAGACUGCUACACGAGGUGCAGUUCGUAUCCAUGGACUGCUUUACUCCCGUGCAGCAGAGGGGCUGGGCUUGUCUGAGCUCACUGGCCUUGUGUCAACGGUAAGGAAAGGCUUCUAGGAAAUGUC